AUGCGCGCCUGGGGCCCGGCGUGGCUGCUGGGGUGCGCAACCCUGCUAGCCGCUGCCGUCGCCUCUUCUUCCUCGCCUGCUACCUUGUUUCCAGGAGGCAACAAAACCAAAGGGAGAAGUCUUAUUGGUCAUAAGAUCCCCUCAACAAAUACCUCAUCCAGUGGGAAUGGAGAAGUUUCGACAGAGUCAGGAUUCUCUGUGGAUCCGGUUUCUGCUAAGAUUCUCACUGGAGGGCUGACUACUGUCUUCCUUCCAAUUGUCUAUAUAAUUGUAUUUAUUGUUGGCUUGCCAAGCAAUGGCAUGGCUCUGUGGGUCUUUGUUUUCCGAACACAAAAGAAACACCCUGCUGUGAUUUACAUGGCCAACUUAGCCUUGGCAGAUCUCUUAUCUGUAAUCUGGUUUCCCUUGAAGAUUGCCUAUCAUUUGAAUGGCAACAACUGGAUUUAUGGGGAAACUCUGUGCAAGGUGUUGAUUGGCUUUUUCUAUGGCAACAUGUACUGUUCCAUUCUCUUCAUGACUUGCCUCAGUGUGCAGAGGUACUGGGUUAUCGUGAAUCCCAUUGUGCGGUCUAAGAAGUUGUCUAACAUUGCCGUAGCGGUUUCCAUUGGAAUAUGGCUGCUGAUUCUGUUGGUGACCAUUCCUCUGUAUGUUGUGAGGCAAACUGUCUAUAUUCCAGACCUUAACAUCACAACGUGCCAUGAUGUUUUGCCUGAAGAUGUGCUGGCUGGAGAUAUGUUCAAUUACUUCCUCUCUCUGGCCAUUGGCGUCUUCCUGUUCCCAGCUUGUCUCACGGCCUCUGUCUACAUCCUAAUGAUCCGGACACUCCGUUCUUCUGCUAUGGAUGAUUCUGGAAAGAAGAGGAGGAGAGCCAUCAAACUCAUCAUCACUGUAUUGGCCACGUACCUGAUCUGUUUCAUGCCCAGUAACACGUUGCUCGUGGUGCAUUAUUUCCUGAUAAGAAACAGAAGCCAAAGCCAUGUCUAUGCUUUGUACAUAGUAGCUCUCUGUCUCUCUACUCUUAACAGUUGUAUUGAUCCCUUUGUCUAUUACUUUAUUUCUCAAGAUUUUAGGGAUCAUGCCAAGAACACUCUUCUUUGUCGAAGUGUUCGGACUGUGAAUAGAAUGCAAGUGUCCCUCACUUCCAAGAAAUUUUCUCGGAAAUCCAGCUCCUACUCAUCUAGUUCAACCAGUGUUAAGGCCUCUUACUGA
Molecule: messenger RNA, 1209 nt
Organism: Trichosurus vulpecula (common brushtail)
Lineage: Eukaryota; Metazoa; Chordata; Mammalia; Diprotodontia; Phalangeridae
Gene: F2RL1
Product: F2R like trypsin receptor 1
Exons: 2
Coding region: 1-1209 (402 amino acids)
Biological process (GO): positive regulation of Rho protein signal transduction; thrombin-activated receptor signaling pathway; phospholipase C-activating G protein-coupled receptor signaling pathway
Cellular component (GO): membrane
Molecular function (GO): thrombin-activated receptor activity
Source: RefSeq, a predicted model, not a curated record